AAUUGUGGACAGGAUACCAGACGAUAAUGAAUCAAUGAUUAUUUUCAAUUGUUUUUAGUGGUAAACCAUUAAAUAUAUGUUAAUAAUAGCCAAAGACUAGUUUGCUAAGAAAUUAUUAAUGAUUUUCAAUGCGAAACUCUUUCUUUAAUCAAAUAUGGCGGCUGCACAAUGCGUAACUUUUAAACUAUUUACAAUAAUAAGUAUUAUAGUUUGCUUAAUUAAUGCUUGUGGAGGGGAUCAACAGGAAGCCGAGCUUCGAGAUAGUGAUAAGAAUUACAUUGAUUAUUAUUUAAAAGCGAAAGUAGCUUUUGAAGAGAAAGAUUGGCCGGCUUUAUUCGACUACGUGUCAACUUCAAUACACGAAUACGAAAGCGUUCGAAGGGUUAAAGUAUCUUGUUCUCAAUUAUGUAAGAAAGGAGGAACAUACCAAGAUAUAACUACUGAAGAAUCCAAAUUGAUUUUGAAUUUAAUAGAAAAUUCUCAUUGUAUUAGAAGCUGUUUAUCUAAGCGUCUAAAACAGACGCCCAGUAAUUAUGAAGUAGACAAAGCUUUCAAGUUACUCGAACCGUAUGAAUACUUACUAGCUGCUGCUUUUGAGAUCGGUAACUUAAAAGCUGCCGCAAAUGCUGCUUAUACAUUGUAUAUAAGCAAUCCAGAAUUAAAUAACGAUAAACUUAAACGAUUUGGCGAUUUAGAAGGCUUUGACGAAAGUUUGUUUGUUAAUUAUUUGGAAAAGUCGUACGAGGUGUCGUGGGAUAAAAUAUUGGAUUUAUAUCAAAAAGAGGAAUUUAAGAAGCUUAUUAAUGUGAUCGAGGAAACGUUAUCUGAAGUAGAAGAGGAAACUGAAAAGUGUAGAUCUCUCUGCGACUAUGAUCUCUUGAACUUUGCUGAAAAUGAUACAGCACUCCAUAAUGUUCUAUCAAGAGGCCUAAUUGAGAAUAUCAAAUGUAAGGUCGAUUGCAAACGGAAAGUACAAACAAUCAAAGGAUAUUUUAUAGAGAAUUUCGUCAGAGAUUUAUUCGAUUACUUACAAUUUGCUUAUUAUAAAGUCAAAAAGAUAAAGGAAGCGGCGGAAUGUAGCUUGACUUAUCUCCUCUUUACGGCUGAUGACAAGAGGCAGAAGUCUAAUUUGAAAUACUAUCUUCAGAUCCUAGGUCAAGAAGAUCUAUCUCCUCGAAAGGCCUAUGUCGAAACGACAAGAAGAGACAACGAAGAGGCAGCUCAAGUUUUCCACUUGAAAGAAAUCGAAGCUCAGACUCUUAAGAAAAGGAGCGAAGAAGAAAUAGUUUCAUCAUUUAAUAAACGGCACGGACUCUCGAUUUACGCCAAUGGCAACGAGCUUAAAGGCGAAAAUCAUAUUGUAGUAGACGGUCUUCUAAAUGAAGAAGAGUGUAAUGCACUUACGGAACUUGCUACAGCGUAUAGCAGUGUAGCUGAAAAGAGCGAGCAUAAAGAUUACAAGAAGGAAGUUUUAACCGUGGGCGAUGCUGUGCAGAUGGCGCUUCGGGAUAAAAAAUUGGACAUUCUUCGUGUCGAAAAGUACUUGGAAGUGGUUGAAAAAGCUAGAAAGUUUACUGAUUUAUAUUUUUAUCUUGAUGGGAAAAUAUAUUAUUCAUUAAUAGAAUUAACUACGAAGAAUUCUAAAGAUCUGGAAUAUUGCGAUUCGCCUGAAAGCAGUUGUGCAGAUUCUCCCGAUAUCACAGCUUCACUGUUCCUCGAAUCGGAAAGCGAAGUUGAAGGUCUUGUUAAGCCUAAUUGCGGACGAAUGAUAGUUCAAAAAUUAGGUCACAGAGUAUCCCCUAUUCAAAAUAGCAAUAGGUACUUUAUCAAAAUGGAAUUUUCUUUCAAUCGCCGUUCAAUACAUCAAACAAUUCAAAACUCUCUUUCGCUAUUUAAUUCCGUUCGGAAAAUGGAGAAUAUGGAGGAGAAGGAAAAUUUCUUGAAAAUUGUUCAAGAAGACCACUUGGAAGUAUUUAAGAGGGAAGACGACUUGAACGGAACCGAUAGAUUCGUUGUUGAUAAUGUGCUAGAUGAAGAUACUUGUAAACUUUUAAUUGAUUUAGCAGACACCGGCUCGCUCGUUGGUGACGGUUAUCCAGGAAUGGAGUCGCGAACAUCUCCACAUACAAAUAGUGAAUUUUUCGCUGGAAUGACCCCUAAAAGGGCGGCGGAAUUGGUGAAAGAGAAAAAGGCGUUGAAGGAGGCGGUUACAACUUACCUUCGAAAGAGUGAAAGAAGCCGACAAAUAGCUGAAAGUUACUUUACAAACGGAAAGAAACAAAUUUAUUUUGAUUAUACGCAUUUGGUUUGUAGAGAGGCUAUUGAAGGUGCACAAAAUAACCGCCAAGAUUUAAGUCACCCUAUACACGCCGAUAAUUGCGUUAUGCAGAAAGAUAAGACUUGUAUUAGAACAAGGCCGGCUUACGUUCAAAGGGAUUAUAGCGCCAUCUUGUAUCUCAAUGGCGAUUUCGAAGGAGGCAAAUUUUUGUUCGCUAAUCAAAAUUUUACCACGCAAGCCUUACUUGAACCGCAGUGUGGAAGACUUGUCGGCUUUAAUGCUGGUCAUUAUCACGGCGUCUUACCUGUAACGAAAGGACGUCGGUGUGCCGUUGCUAUGUGGUUUACACUCGACCCAAACUACGACGAACUAAAUCGUUACACUGCCCAAGAGAUUUUGGAUGAAGCUGAUAUUGUCAAAGCUAUGGGUCCUUGA
Dimorphilus gyrociliatus is the source of this 2713-nucleotide messenger RNA. The record is from the annotation of a GenBank genome assembly. Lineage: Eukaryota; Metazoa; Annelida; Polychaeta; Dinophilidae.